This is a messenger RNA of Rotaria sp. Silwood1, 2940 nucleotides long. The record is from the annotation of a GenBank genome assembly. Lineage: Eukaryota; Metazoa; Rotifera; Eurotatoria; Philodinida; Philodinidae.
AUGUUGUUUGGCUAUGAAAUUGCUGUUCAUGAAAGUAUUGAGAAAGUAGCUUUUACAGGUUCACUUGAAGUAGAAAUAUUAAAGCAAAAAAAAAUACAAGAAAUAUUCGUUAUCCCAAUGUUAAUAGAAAAAAAAAUUCAAGAAGCUGUAGGAAGAUCAAAUAUUAACUGUGUUAUGCUCGAACGUGGUACAAAAGCUGAUAUUGACAAAGCUGUUGAAGCUGCAAAAAAAGCUUUCGAGAUUAAGUCAUCUUGGCGUAACUAUCAACCCGCUGAACGUGGUAAUUUGCUACGCAAACUUGCAGAUCUACUUCGACGUGAUGUCGAUUAUUUAUCGAAAUUAGAAACAUUAAAUGGUGGAAAAGUCAUCAAUGAUAGUGUUGGUGAAGUUUUUGCUUCAGCAGCUUGUCUUGACUAUGUUGCGGGAUGGGCUGAUAAGAUUGCUGGUGAAACACUUCCAUCAGCACCAGGUACUUUUAUUUAUACUCGGCAUGAACCAGUUGGUAUAUGUGGACAAAUUAUUCCAUGGAACUAUCCGCUUCUCAUGCUAGUCUGGAAAGUUGCACCAGCAUUAACGUGUGGUAAUGUUGUGAUUCUCAAACCAGCUGAACAAACACCAUUGACUGCACUUUAUUGUGCUUCUCUUAUCAAAGAAGCUGGCUUUCCACCAGGUGUUGUUAAUAUUGUACCAGGGGAUGGACCAAAUUGUGGUCAGGCAAUUGCUGUUCAUGAAAAUAUUGAUAAAAUAGCUUUUACAGGUUCAGUUGAAGUAGGAAAAAAAAUUCAAGAAGCAGCAGGAAGAUCGAAUCUUAAACGUGUUUCACUCGAACUUGGUGGAAAAUCACCAUUGAUUAUAUGCGAAGAUGCUGAUGUGGAUCUUGCUGUUACAAUCGCUCAUAAAGCACUCUUUACACAUGCUGCUCAAAUAUGUGUUGCUGCCUCAAGGAUAUUCGUUCAUUCAAAAAUUUACGAUGAAUUUGUCUCUAAAAGUGUAGAAUUAGCUAAGAAACGUGUUGUUGGCGAUCCAUUCGACUCGAAAACUGAACAAGGACCACAGAUCAACAGUAGCCAAUUUGAAUCGAUUCUUGGGUAUAUUCAAUCAGGCAAACAAGCCGGUGCAAAACUUCAAUGUGGUGGUGAACGAGUCGGUGAUAAGGGUUACUUUAUUCAACCAACUAUCUUUGCUGAUGUGAAAGAUGAUAUGAAAAUAGCUCGUGAAGAGAUUUUUGGUCCAGUUAUGUCAAUAUUGAAGUUUGAUUCAUAUGAUGAAGUAAUCAAACGUGCAAAUGAUACACCUUAUGGUCUAGCUGCUGGUGUUAUAACAAAAGAUUUAUCACGUGCUUUACAACUAGUUGAACAAUUACAAGCUGGUUCAGUAUGGGUGAAUCAAUAUAGUGCUUUGCAAUUUCAAGCUCCAUUUGGUGGUUUCAAACAAUCUGGUCAUGGACGUGAAUUAGGACGAUAUGGUCUUGAAGAGUACUAUGAAAUGUCGUCAAGUGAUUCAAAAUCUCCUAGCGUUGAAAUCAAAUAUACACAAAUUUUUAUUAACAAUGAAUGGCAUAAAGCAGCAAAUGGUAAAACAUUUUCUGUCAUCAAUCCAAGUACAGGAGAAGAAAUUUGUCAAGUAGAAGAGGGCACUAGAGCUGAUGUUGAUAAAGCAGUUCAAGCUGCCCGUAAAGCUUUUAACAUUGAAUCACCUUGGCGUAAAUACGAACCUGUUGCACGUGGUAAUUUAAUGCGAAAAUUUGCUUCUCUUCUUCGACGUGAUGUUGAUUAUUUAUCGAAAUUAGAAACUCUUAAUAAUGGUAAAUCAGUAGAAGAUAGUAAAGGUGAUAUUUUUGCAUCAGCUGAUUGUAUCGAAUAUUAUGCUGGAUGGGUUGAUAAAAUCACUGGUGAAACCAUUCCUGGAGCACAUGAUCAGAUUAUUUUUACUCGUCAUGAACCAAUUGGCGUGUGUGGACAAAUCAUUCCAUGGAAUUAUCCGCUUAUGAUGAUGGCUUGGAAAUUAGGUCCAGCGUUAGCUUGUGGUAAUGUCAUCGUUUUGAAACCAGCUGAACAAACACCACUUAGUGCACUCUAUUGUGCUGCUCUUAUCAAAGAGGCAGGCUUUCCACCAGGUGAUGGACCUGAAUGUGGCAAUGCAAUUUCUGUUCAUGAAGAUAUUGAUAAAGUAGCUUUUACAGGUUCAGUUGAAGUAGGCAAGAAAGUUCAAGAAGCUGCCGCUAAAUCAAAUCUAAAACGUGUUUCACUUGAACUUGGUGGUAAAUCUCCAUUGAUUAUUUGUGAAGAUGCUGACAUCGAUUAUGCUGUAUCUGUUGCUCAUCGAGCCAUUUUUACCAAUGCUGCACAAAAUUGUACUGCUGGAUCUCGUACAUUUGUUCAUUCAAAAAUUUAUGAUGAAUUCGUUGCUCGAAGUGUUGAACUAGCUAAAAAUCGUGUUGUUGGUGAUCCAUUUGAUCCUAAUACUGAACAAGGUCCACAGAUUAAUGAUAGUCAAUUUCAAAAGAUUUUAAGUUAUAUUGAAUCAGCUAAAAAAGAUGGUGCGAAAUUAGAAUGUGGUGGUGAACGAGCUGGUAAUAAAGGUUAUUUUAUUAAACCAACAAUUUUUAGUGGUGUCAAGGAUAACAUGAAAAUUGCUCGCGAAGAAAUCUUUGGUCCUGUAAUGUCAGUAUUGAAAUUUGAUUCAUAUGAAGAAGUUAUCAAACGAGCUAAUGGUACAUCUUUUGGUCUUGGAGCUGGUGUAAUUACAAAAGAUUUAACACGUGGUCUUACAUUUGCUCAACAAUUACAAGCUGGAUCGGUUUGGGUAAAUGAUUAUGAUGCUGUAUGUAAUCAAGCACCAUUUGGCGGUUUUAAACAAUCAGGUCAUGGACGUGAAUUAGGACGAUAUGGUCUUGAAGCAUAUUAUGAAGUCAAAACAGUUGUUGUCAAACUUGUUUAA